Austrofundulus limnaeus is the source of this 1066-nucleotide messenger RNA. It is a transcript of the gene prorsd1, whose product is annotated as prolyl-tRNA synthetase domain containing 1. NCBI's taxonomy places the organism in Eukaryota, Metazoa, Chordata, Actinopteri, Cyprinodontiformes, Rivulidae. The coding region runs from base 114 to 623 and encodes 169 amino acids. The transcript has 4 exons. The record is from RefSeq and is a predicted model, not a curated record. Gene Ontology annotation, molecular function: aminoacyl-tRNA deacylase activity.
CGUUCUUUUGGGAAACGUGGCAGAAGAAGAAGUGCAGCUGUUCUUGACUUUCACUUCUCCCGUUCUUUCUGUUGGGUUUUAUUCUUUAUUCUCCUGGUUAAUCAUUCUGCAUCAUGUCUGAAGAUCUGCGCGCUGAACUGGAGAAAUAUCUGCAGACUUUAAACAUCCGGACGAGCUGCGUGGAACACCCGCCGGUGUUCACAGUGGAGGAGAUGAUGCCUCACCUGCAGGACGUCAGCGGCGCCGUCACUAAGAACCUCUUCCUGAAAGACAAGAAGAAGAAAGGCUUGUGGCUGGUGUCGGCUCGCCACGAUCGCCAGGUGAACCUCAACGACCUCGCCAAGAAGCUCGGCGUUGGCAGCGGCAACCUGCGGUUUGCAGACGAGGCGAUAAUGUUGGAAAAACUCAAGGUGGGUCAGGGCUGUGCGACAGCCCUCUCUCUGCUCUUUGAUGAAGACAGAAGUGUGAAGUUUGUCCUGGACCGGGACCUGGUGGAAGGAGGUCACCAGAUGGUCUACUUCCACCCAAUGACCAACGCCGCCACCAUGGGGCUGCGACCAGACGACCUGCUGCACUUCCUCAAAGAGACAGGACACGAACCCAUUCUGGAGACGUUUGAGUAGGAUGGUUAAAGACCUGAACCAGGAUCUGGAUUUUAAAAAAUGGAACUGAGCAACCUGCAGGGAUCAGACAGAGAAGAUCACAUGAGCUGCAGUUUACAAUGGAGUGAUUUUUUUUCUCUCAUUGGAUAUUUACAUUCAUCAUACAUGAUCUGUACCUCAGGUCCAUAGAACAAAUCCUAGCAUUGCUAAAACAACUGAGGUCAAAGAAAUAUAUUACCCUUUAACAUUUUCAUUUUUCAUGAGUUUUUACAGGAAAAAAAUAUUCUGAUCUCAACUUUUCAUUAGAUAUGAUGAAAUUAACACAGCAAAGGUCAAUUGCAAACUUUUAUAAAACAAGAAAUGUGAGUUUUUUGAAAGUCUUAUUGGUGUCAACUGUGUCUGAAGUACAACCCAAAUUCCUAUGAAGUUGUGCAAAACAUAAACAGAAUAUGAUGAUUUGGAAA